AGCCGAAGCUGUGUCGAACGUCAGCAAAUACAUCAGCGAAGAGGUCCUUAGGAAGAGCUCAGCGAUGACAUUGGCAAAAUAUAACGAUAUAUUUGCAAAAUAACAUGAAAGGGUUAUUAUGUCUUAAUAUCUUUUAAACGGUCUCAUGUCAGUAGGUAUGUACAGCAAACAGUGGCGAUGCAUGCAGUCAUUAAAAGCCCAGCUAAAGGGCUUGCUAAGGAAGCGGUAUCUACUCCACAUCAUUGCUUAUAAUCGCAAUGUUUAGUGUCAGUGAUAACUCUUUUAAUCAAACUGGUAUAAUUAGUUCUGUGUUUUUGGCCUAUGAAUAAGAGAAUCCGCCGAUGCGAUACCUUGCUGUUAGUAAAUCUGCUAAUGUUAUUACUAUUAGCUUAGCUCACUGUGCUGCAGAUAUCAUGAGAAUAUGAGUAUGUAUAGAGUUGAAUAUAAAAUAAUUGAAUAAGAAGAGUGUAGAUACAGUAUUUAAAUUAGUGUCAGGUUACUGAUUUGGCUGUGUUUCCAGAAUAAUACGUUUAUUUAUUCAUCAUUUAAACAUUGCCCAGUCCAUAUUUAUAGGCUAUGCAAUAUGUGCUUUAUUUCAGUGUGUUUUGGUUUUCUGCAGUCACUUUCAACACUAUGGUGGCAAGGAAAUGUGAAACUGUUGGGGUUGAAAGUUAAGGAAUGUUGAGGAUUGACAGCAAUUUAUCAGCACAGUACAUUGAAUAGUAAGAAUGGAGUAUUAUAAGUCACUGAUCUGUUGAUUUUCUGUUGUCCCUCCAGGUGUCCAUUGAGCUUCUUUUAAGAUGUCUAUGGUCCUGUUUGCCUCUGUGGUGAGAGUGAGGGACGGUCUGCCCUUAUCUGCCUCCACGGACCAUGAACAGGAUAAAGGACUUCAGGAGGCUAAGAAACAUCUCAAGGGUCUAUCCAAAAAACUCAGCCAGUUUCCAGAUCGCUGCUCACUCAGAUCCGGCCUAUACAGCAUCAAUUUCACAAGCUCUCUUGGAGUUGGCUAUUUGAUGGUUUGCACGGAAAACUAUCCCAAUGUCCUGGCCUUCAGCUUUCUGGAUGAACUUCAGAGAGAAUUCAUUGUCACGUAUGACACCAAGCGGAUCAACAGCGCUUUGAGGCCUUUCUCCUUCAUUGAGUUUGAUAACUUUAUCCGGAAAACCAAGCAACGUUACAAUAGUCCACGUUCCCUCUCCACCAAGAUUAAUCUGGCCGACAUGCAGACUGAGAUCAAGCUCCGGCCUCCUUAUCAGCUCUCCCCGGAGGAUAUUGGAUCAAUCAACGGCUUCUCACAACAAAAGCAGUCUAAAUAUAACGGCAUAGCUUCUAAUCAAAUGCUGGAGCCUGUUACACUGCCUGGUAUCGUUGCCUGCGUUCUAAGUGUCCUGUGCGGCGCUCUCAAUUUGCUGCGGGGAGUCCAUGCAAUAGAAAGCAUAUUACAAAAUGACGAUGAAGACUUUAAUUACGUAAUUGCUUUUUUCCUGGGGACUGCGGCCUGUUUGUAUCAGUGUUACCUGUUUGCCUACUUCUCAGUAUGGAGGAACAUCAAGUCAUUCCUGGCCUUUGCCAUGAUCUGCCUGUGUAACAUGUAUCUGUAUGAACUACGUAACAUAUGGCAGAUCCUCUUCCACAUGACGGUGGGAGCGUUCAUCACACUGCAGAUCCACCUGAGACAACCGCAGGGCAAAGCACCUGACUAUAAUGUUUGACCUCCCUUAAUCUGUUUAAAGACUUCAGAACAUAGCCCAACACAGUUAUACACUGUUAUCCACAACUCAAAGUUUGAAGGAUUGUGGAGCAGGGUUUCACAUAUUGGUUGCUGAGUUAUGAUAUUGUUCAAGUGACACGUUUUGUGUUUUAAUGUUUUCAUCAGUUGUUUUGCUGCGAUUUGAGGUGAGAGAUGAAAAAGAAAAGAAUCUAAAGAAAAGAUCAUAACAGAGACUUUAUCGGCACUCAUGAUUAGAUUCAUGCUUGAAAUAUCAAAGUUAAUUAUUAGCAAAUAAUUCAGAUAUUAUCAGAGAUUUGCUUUUAAAUUGGGCUUAAGAUGUCAUUUUAAAGUAUUUACACAUUGUACGAUUGUUUCUGUAUUUUAAUUGUUGAAGCCAAUGCAUAUGCAGAGAAAGAUUUGUUUUUUUGCUUUAUUUUGCCAUUUGCUUUCACACAGAGUCACUGUGUUGUCAUGGUCAUUAGUCCGACGUCUUUGCCUGAAAUCAUAAUCAGACCUGUUAUUUAUCAGUCUUGUCAAUGCUGCCUGCAUGUGUGUACAUGCAAAUGAAUGCUGUCAGCUCUGAGGGGAAAGGAAUCACACUAAUAUACAGACUCCUUUAUUGCCCAAAAGUCACAAUGAGUGUCUGCUGCCUAUUGUCAAUGGGUCUGUUUACUAUAGAGCAGAAUUUUUAUACCUUGCAACUGUAUGUAUGUAUGAGUUCUGUUUCUAUUCACCUGGUUGGUUUUGCAUUUUGUUUUCACAGUGGAAAUAACAGGUUGUACAGAUUGAUAGAUUAUGGGCCAAAUGUUUCAAAAUUCCUCAAGCUGUACACACAUUUUAUUUUUCAAAAAGUGUCAGUGAUGAUUAAAGGUUGAAUUACGCAUCUUUGCAUUGCAAAGAGAGCAUGCCGGACAUCUUUCUCCAAAAAUUGCUCGCUCUCUUUCUUUCCCUCAAUAUGUAGUGUGUGUUCUCAAAGUGAGGCCCUGUUCUAAAACCGACAGUAAAAAUCUUGAAUUUGUAUGAA
This is a messenger RNA of Xyrauchen texanus (razorback sucker), 2735 nucleotides long. Its product is annotated as vesicle-trafficking protein SEC22a-like. The record is from RefSeq and is a predicted model, not a curated record. NCBI's taxonomy places the organism in Eukaryota, Metazoa, Chordata, Actinopteri, Cypriniformes, Catostomidae. Gene Ontology annotation, biological process: endoplasmic reticulum to Golgi vesicle-mediated transport. Bases 801 to 1712 code for a protein of 303 amino acids. The transcript is spliced from 6 exons.